UUUUGUAUAUCAUUCUCUGAAGGAAAACCUGCAACUAUCCGCUAUUGUAACAGGCUGCAGUUCCCGCGUCGAUUGGAAAAUUACCCUAAACGAUUCUGGAUCUGCGCUGACGGAGAAGACGUCCGAAGGCAUGCAAAUACUCGGUCUCCGAUCGCAGCUGGGCACCUACAAUUUCCUAUUGCGUGCGAUCGACGAAGACACUUACGCUCACGUUUACAUAAGCACGGAAUCCGAUGGACCAGAAGCGCUGAAGGGAAGAGAAAACCGGAAAUUGCUACUGCGCCGGCAACGAAACAAUAGGUUGGCCAUCAAAUGGGACCCGAGUUUAGUGGAUCCUCAAGGUACCGAAUAUUGCCUUGUAAUAAGCAGUCUGAAGCAUCACGAGACGUUCUGCGGAGCCGGAAAUCUACUUAAACCGGAACCGGAAAACCGGACAAACGCAGCUUCCGAAAAUCUACCAAAAUGCGAUGUUGAUCCGAUGAUUAUUUGCACCGGAAAGAAAACGCAUUACGCCUUCCUCAAACCGCAACAGAAUCUGCGUUACUAUUUCGAUCUGUUCGCCAUAAACUUGCAGACGAAUUUCACGUAUCUCUUCGCUUCGAACACGACGAUGCUCUCCAACAAAUUGAAGCCGGCAUCUCUGAAAGAUGGAAAGUUGACUUUCGUUAAUCUCAAGGAGAUGGAUGGAAAAGCCGUGUUUAGGUUUAAGGUAGGAAGGAAAUCGCACGACGAUUUAGAGGUGUACGUGAUGCCGUGCGGCGGAGCGGUCGACGUUCAAGUGACGAAAAGGCACGAAGUUAUUGAGACUAGAAGAACGAUAGAAGGUUUUGGUAAGAUUAGCGUGAAGAAUCCGCAGAGUGGAGCGAGGUAUAACAUCAAGAUCUUCAGCACGAACGGCGAGGAAUUGCGGAGAACUUCAGGCAUUGAAUUGUAUGCAACGUCCAGGAAGAAAUCCUUCAUCCCUUUACCGGAUUUACCAAAUAAACCAAUAGUCAAAGAAUACGUUUCACUGAGGAGUUGCGAUUCUGUGACGGUCGGAUGGCUUCCAUCGCCUGGACAGAAAACCUCUCACUAUUGUCUGGUUAUCAAAGAAGGUAAACUUCGGUACGGUUUCAAGCAGACGAAUCAAUGCGGUUUGGAGAAUCGCCUCAAGAAGUCGACGGAUUUCGCCGCUAAAUACUGCAAAGAUAUUAAACCAAUCGAAGGGAAAGUUAUUACGCAAAAGAUUGGUCAGCUGAAGCCGGGUAGAAGCUACAUAGUUCAGGUGACGGUGAAGAAGCAUCGCGGAAAGACGAUUUCCUAUGAUCUGUUACAGGCGCAGACUAAAUCCAAAUGUGAUCCGAAAUGAAUAAUAAAGCUUAUA
Messenger RNA from Nicrophorus vespilloides, 1363 nucleotides. RefSeq names its product protein NDNF (gene nord). Lineage: Eukaryota; Metazoa; Arthropoda; Insecta; Coleoptera; Silphidae. The record is from RefSeq and is a predicted model, not a curated record.